CUGUUUCUCUGUGGACUUCCGGGCGCACGCUGCUCGGCCGCCGUCCGACCGGAAUUCUCCGGCGUGCACGGCCUCUGAGCUGUCGGGGCGAUCUGCGCUGCCGCAGCCAUGGGGAUCCUGGAGAAGAUCUCGGAGAUCGAGAAGGAGAUAGCCCGGACGCAGAAGAACAAGGCCACCGAGUACCACCUGGGCCUGCUGAAGGCGAAGCUCGCCAAAUACCGGGCACAGCUCCUGGAACCCUCCAAAUCGGCCUCGUCCAAAGGAGAGGGCUUCGAUGUUAUGAAGUCAGGGGAUGCCCGCGUGGCUCUCAUCGGAUUCCCCUCUGUGGGUAAGUCCACCUUUCUCAGCCUCAUGACCUCCACAGCCAGCGAAGCCGCCUCCUACGAGUUCACCACGCUCACCUGCAUCCCGGGGGUCAUUGAAUACAAGGGCGCCAACAUCCAGCUCCUGGACCUGCCUGGGAUUAUCGAGGGCGCGGCACAAGGGAAAGGCCGCGGCCGGCAGGUGAUCGCCGUGGCGCGCACGGCGGAUGUUGUCAUCAUGAUGCUAGACGCCACCAAAGGAGAGGUGCAGAGGAACCUGCUGGAGAAGGAGCUGGAGUCCGUGGGCAUCCGCCUCAACAAGCACAAGCCCAACAUCUACUUCAAGCCCAAGAAAGGUGGUGGCAUCUCCUUCAACUCCACGGUCACGCUGACCCAGUGUUCAGAAAAGCUGGUGCAGCUCAUCCUGCAUGAAUACAAGAUCUUCAAUGCGGAAGUGCUCUUCCGAGAGGACUGCUCCCCUGAUGAAUUCAUUGAUGUGAUCGUGGGCAACCGGGUGUACAUGCCUUGCUUGUAUGUGUAUAACAAAAUCGACCAGAUCUCCAUGGAAGAGGUGGACCGCCUGGCCCGCAAGCCGAACAGUGUGGUCAUCAGCUGUGGGAUGAAGCUCAACCUGGACUACCUGCUCGAGAUGCUGUGGGAGGCCCUGGCCCUGACCUGCAUCUACACCAAGAAGCGAGGACAGAGGCCCGACUUCUCCGAUGCCAUCAUCCUGCGGAAGGGGGCCUCCGUGGAGCACGUGUGCCACCGUAUCCACCGGUCGCUCGCCAGCCAGUUCAAGUACGCCCUGGUGUGGGGCACCAGCACCAAGUACAGCCCGCAGCGGGUGGGCCUCUCACACACCGUGGAACACGAGGACGUCAUCCAGAUUGUGAAAAAGUAGCUGCACCUGCCAGGCCCCGCCCCCGGGCCUGCCAGACACAGCAAAGCCCAUCACGGGGUGGGCUCCCUUGGGUCUCCGCGCUGUCCGGGAGCUGCUCAAGUAGGCAGGUGGGGCAGAGGGGGCAGGGUUGGGGCUCCGAGUUUCCCAGGAGACCAGUCCUCCUGGCAUUCCGAGUUGGCAGUCGGGGCUGUACCCUCAGGCCAACCUGCUGCCAGCCAGGGCUUAGAACCAAUGGCAGACUCAGCACAAGGCGGGGGCAUGGGCCUGCCUGGGUCACUGGGGGUGGUGGCUACUGUUUGGGGCCCUGGCCCUGUGAAGAGCCCACUCAAGACGGGCCCCCCACCCCAACCCUGCACGACCCGAGUGGGAUCCUCAAGUGCCUCCCUCUGCUCCUGGCAGGGCAGCCCUGCCCAGCACAUAACCCCAGGGGCCCCGCCCAGCCAAGUGGCCGCUGCCCAAGUCUGGGUCCCGUGUUUUUCUCUCAGCACCCCAACCCCUCAGCUGUCCUUCCUGAAAUAAAAGAUGGAAAGCGGUUCCUGUUCAUACUGA
Molecule: messenger RNA, 1752 nt
Organism: Ochotona curzoniae (black-lipped pika)
Lineage: Eukaryota; Metazoa; Chordata; Mammalia; Lagomorpha; Ochotonidae
Gene: DRG2
Product: developmentally regulated GTP binding protein 2
Exons: 13
Coding region: 109-1203 (364 amino acids)
Biological process (GO): cytoplasmic translation
Cellular component (GO): cytoplasm
Molecular function (GO): GTPase activity; GTP binding
Source: RefSeq, a predicted model, not a curated record